Nymphaea colorata (pocket water lily) is the source of this 557-nucleotide messenger RNA. RefSeq names its product histone H4. The record is from RefSeq and is a predicted model, not a curated record. Lineage: Eukaryota; Viridiplantae; Streptophyta; Magnoliopsida; Nymphaeales; Nymphaeaceae. Gene Ontology annotation, molecular function: protein heterodimerization activity; DNA binding; structural constituent of chromatin. Gene Ontology annotation, cellular component: nucleosome. Gene Ontology annotation, biological process: nucleosome assembly. The transcript has a single exon. Bases 70 to 381 code for a protein of 103 amino acids.
ACGGAAGGAGAGAGAGGGAGAGAAGCGGAGCUUUCGGGAGAUUUUCUGGUAGGGUUGUGGUCGGAAAAGAUGUCAGGGAGGGGAAAGGGAGGAAAAGGCCUUGGCAAGGGCGGGGCAAAGCGCCACCGUAAGGUUCUCCGGGAUAACAUCCAGGGUAUCACCAAGCCGGCGAUUCGCCGCCUGGCUCGUCGUGGCGGCGUGAAGCGUAUCAGUGGGCUCAUCUACGAGGAGACUAGGGGCGUCCUCAAGAUCUUCCUCGAGAACGUCAUCCGUGACGCAGUUACCUACACGGAGCACGCUCGCCGGAAGACUGUCACCGCCAUGGACGUCGUCUACGCACUCAAGCGCCAGGGCCGCACCCUCUAUGGUUUUGGCGGUUGAUCUCGAUUGGCUUGUGAUCUGUUUGCGAGCCCGUCCGAUUCGCGUGAGGAAUGGUUGCUGGAUGCGUGUUUCCUUCCCUUUUCUUUGUUUUACUUUUAGGCUUCCUUUUCCCUUUCUGAAGUUGUAGGAUUUCAACCUGUAAAUUUUCCUUCCCUGAAUGGCUUCUCUUAAAAUGA